UGGUUUAUCUCCACUCAAAGUGUUGUCUGAGAAUGACUGUAAUAAGCAGCAAAAAAAAAAAAAAAAAAAUCACACUGGAGUCACAACAAAUCAGUCAUUUUCCCUAAUAAUGAGAAAAGAUCUGAAAUAAUGAUAAUCACAACAUUCAGCAAGACUGAGACAACAUUCUGAGACAUUAGCUACAACAGUCUGGAACAAACAAAUUAGUUUGAUUUAAUUGGACAGUUCAAUGUUGAGCGAUUAUGAACCUCACAAAAAUACAUACACACACUCUAAAAAAAUGGUGCUAAAUUGCACAAAAAGUGGUUCAUUGGCUUGUAAUCAUAGGGGAACCACACUUAUCUUUGUCAUAUGGUUCUAUGUAAAACCAUAAGAGGUGUCAUAGAGCACAUUAUCCACCCCAGAAAACCACUGAAGAACCAAACUGGGCUUAACAGGUUCUAUAUAGCACCAUGAGUCCAUGACCACUGCAAAGAACCUGAAAAACCACUGAAGAACCUUUUUUUAGAGUAUUAAAAUUAGAUUAAAGUUGGCAUAGUUUAUAAAAUGAUCUAACUGAGAUAAAUAAGAAAUUAGCAGCUUUGUGAAACCAUAUGCCUCGUGCAAGUCUUAAUUUUUACCAUAAUGAUUAGAUAUUUAUGUUUUUACAAUAUGUAAAAAAAAUCUGAAUUAAAAAAAUAGAGAGAAAAAAUUUCUUGUUCUGUAAUGCAUUUACCGUCUUAUGUACGAUAGAUAGAUAGAUAGAUAGACAGACAGACAGAUAGAUAGCUAGACAGACAGAUAGAUAGAUAAAUGUCUCUGUCUGACAGCUUCUAAACACUGGAUCCAAGAAAGAGCAUUAGAGGGUAAAGCCAGAUUAUGACUUCUGUUCAACAGCCUGCCUAAACCAAGCAGAUUCCCAGGAUUGGUCAGGACUUGAUCUUUCCGUGGUAAAGCAGCCGUGUGUGGGGUUUCCUCGAGGAAUGCUUACAGGUUUAUGGCACAAGCCAUUAAGACUCACUUUGAGGGUGGAGGAGAGUGUAGAAAGUAUUAACAAAGGUUAAAGGUGGCAAAAGAGCAUAAGCUAUUAUUGGUAGUAUUAUGUUUUGCUAUCAUUUUAAGACGAUUAAACAGCAAAAUACACAGAUUUUUCUUGUUGUUUUUUUCUAAUUUGUUAACCUUAAUCAUGAUGCUGUGCAAACAUGGUAUUUAUUUACUUACACUCUGUUCUAAGACUGGGAUGUUCUGGACUCUGAAGUCUUGGCAUCCUCUCAGUGUUAUAACUGGUCAGGUGUGUUUAGUUGUGGGGAGGAGGAGUUGGAUCGGAUGUAUUCCGCGAGCGCAGUUUACUCUGUCACCUUUCAUAGCAGGUGCGCUCGAGGCAGAGCAAGACACGUGCCAUCAAACACCCGAGAGCUACUUUGCGCUUUGAGUUCGAAAGGUCACAGGACACAGCCUUUGAGUUUUCUUUUCACGGUGAAGAUCAAAUCAUGUGAACAUCUUUGAACCUGAAUGAUAUGUGGAAUAGGGUUUCGCUGAUGUGAAGAAAGUCCUGUGGAUUAAUUUUCUUCAGGGGGUCACAGAGUUUCUCAUCAAAUGCUACAGAAGUGAUUUCACAAAUGCUCCAGAUGUGAUCCAAGUGCAGUGAAAGGCCUAACAGGAAAGAAAAUGGCUAAAAUCUGCACAGAACAGUCAUACCCCUCACAAAGAUCCGCCUUCACUCCUGAGCCAGCUAUUGAAUGGAUCGAGAGAGGAGAAAGCAAUCAGCCACGCCGUGGACUAAUGGGCAGGAUGUACCAGUUCAUUCCGAGGUUUGGAGGAAGGUCUACCAAAUGUAAAGCUUCUGAAUGCAGUGAUUCUGGUGACAUGGAAAAGGAUGCAUCAUGGGAUGACAGAGGACAGGACCAACUGCGCAAGAGGAACUUCAACAAUAAUGCAAAUCAUUGGCCUCUUGCAACACUGAAUAUGAACAACUGCAACAAUACAGAUGACAAAAAGGACGACAGGGAGAUAAAGAAAGAUGAGAAGAAAGAAGAACCAAAAAAGGAUGAGAAGAAAGAAGAACCAAAAAAGGAUGAGAAAAAAGAUGAAAAGAAAGAUGAGAAAAAGGAUGAGAAAAAGGAUGAUAAAAAGAAGGAGGAGGAGAAACCAAAACAGAUAUGGAUAAUGGAUCCAGCGUCAGAUUUGUACUACCACUGGCUAACCAUUGUAGCAAUACCUGCCUUCUACAACCUAAUGAUGCUUAUUACCAGAUCCUGUUUUAAUGAGUUGCAGGAUGAUUACACAAUCCUAUGGUUAGUUCUGGACUAUUCAUCAGAUGCCAUCUACUAUCUUGACACAUUUGUGAGAUCAAGAACAGGUUUUUUGGAGCAAGGCUUACUGGUGAGAGAAUCUAAGAAGCUGUGGGAACACUAUAAAAAGUCACCGCAAUUCAGAUAUGAUAUUUUCUCCAUGAUACCGACAGACAUAAUAAUGCUGAAAGUGGGAUACAACAAUCCCGAACUCAGAUUCAACCGGCUUUUCAAAAUGGCUCGUCUGUUUGAGUUCUUCGAUCGCACUGAAACCAGAACCAACUUCCCCAACAUCUUCCGCAUCAGCAAUCUAGUCCUGUACAUCCUGAUCAUCAUCCACUGGAACGGCUGCAUCUUUUUCGCCAUCUCAAAAACAAUCGGCUUUGGAUCAGACACUUGGGUGUAUCCCAACAUCAGUGACCCCGAGUUUGGCCGUCUUGCCAGGAAGUACAUCUACUGCUUGUACUGGUCCACUCUCACGCUCACUACAAUCGGGGAGACGCCACCGCCUGUCCGAGACAUUGAGUAUUUAUUUGUCGUUUCUGAUUUUCUCAUCGGCGUGCUCAUUUUCGCCACCAUCGUUGGUAACGUCGGUGCCAUGAUUUCCAACAUGAAUGCAUCCCGCGCAGAGUUCCAGGCCAAGAUUGACUCCAUCAAGCAGUACAUGCAGUUCCGAAAGGUCACCAAAGAUCUGGAGGCCCGUGUCGUGAAGUGGUUUGACUACCUUUGGACGGAACAGAAGACCUGCGAUGAGAAGGAAGUGCUCAAGAAUCUCCCAGACAAACUCAAGGCGGAGAUCGCCAUCAACGUGCAUCUGGAAACCCUUCGGAAGGUGCGUAUCUUCCAGGACUGCGAGGCAGGGCUUCUAGUUGAGCUUGUCCUCAAACUCCAACCGCAGGUUUUCAGUCCUGGCGACUACAUCUGCAAGAAGGGCGACAUUGGGCGGGAGAUGUACAUUAUCAAAGAGGGCAAACUAGCCGUGGUGGCGGAUGAUGGAGUUACGCAGUUUGUGGUCCUCGGUGAUGGUGCUUACUUUGGCGAGAUCAGCAUCCUCGGCAUCAAAGGAAGUAAGGCCGGAAACCGCAGGACUGCUAACAUACGCAGCGUGGGCUACUCCGAUCUGUUCGCACUCUCGAAAGAUGACUUGAUGGAAGCAUUAACUGAGUACCCAGAAGCAAAGAAGGCUUUAGAGGAGAAAGGUAGGGCAAUUCUGAUGAAAGACAAUCUUAUCGACGAGGCUGCAGCCAAUGCUGGCGCCGACCCGAAGGACCUGGAGGAAAAGGUCUCCACGCUGGAGACAAAUUUAGAUGUGAUGCAGACUAAAUUCGCUCGUCUUUUGGUAGACUGGACAGCCAGCCAGACAAAGAUCAAACAGAGGAUCGCCAACAUGGAGGCCCGAGUGAAGACUCUUAGGGAGGAGGAUUUAUCCGAGGUCAUGGAGGAUAAGAAGGACAAAUAGUUCUAUGACGGAAUUCUAGACGGAAUUCUCAGGAACAUGGAUUACACAUUUACCCAUAUAGAGAAAUUUGGCAUCAUUUGAGAGGAAUCGGUUGAUCUCAAAAUAGCACAGGAGCAACAUGUACUAUUUAUAGACGAGUCAGUUAGAGAUUUGGCAUUUCACAAGACCUAAAUCUAAUUUGUAA
Messenger RNA from Pimephales promelas (fathead minnow), 3913 nucleotides. The record is from RefSeq and is a predicted model, not a curated record. Lineage: Eukaryota; Metazoa; Chordata; Actinopteri; Cypriniformes; Leuciscidae.